Molecule: messenger RNA, 687 nt
Organism: Fulvia fulva
Lineage: Eukaryota; Fungi; Ascomycota; Dothideomycetes; Mycosphaerellales; Mycosphaerellaceae
Exons: 2
Coding region: 1-687 (228 amino acids)
Molecular function (GO): protein binding
Source: RefSeq, a predicted model, not a curated record
AUGACUACCACACCACAAGGCACACAGGAUAGUAGGGUUCAAGUGCACCAACAGCACCAAGCAACGACAAUCAUGACUGUCUCAACACAAGACAACCACACUAUGCCGUCCGAGCUCUUCACCACCUACGAGCUCGUCGAGGCGAUACUUCACCAUCUUCCAACAAAGAAUCUGCUGCUUAGCCAGCGGGUAUGCCGUACUUGGCGGGAUGUGAUCGCAAGGUCUCAAAAGCUACAGCGAGCACUUUUCUUUCUCCCUGUUAAAGGCGGGCCACUCGUGAACAACUGGCGACUCGCUGACAAUCUUGAUGAUCUUUGGGCAUACAAGGACAGCAAGAUACCAAUGCUAGUCUACCGCAAUCCGUUACUGCAGCCGCUUCACGGCAGCUCACUUGCUCAUCGAACGAAGUUCGUGGAGAGUCGCCUAUCUGACGCCUGGUGGCGUCCCGAAGCAUCGUGGCGAGGCAUGCUGUUAUCGCAGCCUGCAGUCCAGGCGAGAUUGAUAUCGCCAUUUGGGAACAACGACUUGACGGUCACGCGCGCUCAGGAGGCUCUGGACUUGGCAAAAGAGCUGAAACAACAAUCCAUCUUACCUAUAAGUCUACGGAUUAACGGUAUAGAGAAGUGGCGAACGCUGACGAGCAGUGAGGAGUUGGAGGAGCUUCCGAUGAGGGACAUCGAGGAAUGA